AUGAGAGCUGUGUGUGUUUGGUUAUCUGUGGUCCUCUGGAUGGGCAGCUCUGAUAGGGCAGCAGCAGGUGCGGGACAAAGACUCAACGACUCCUCACUUUUGGGAGAUGGGAUGUUUUCCUACAAGAAGGAUUUACUUAAUGUUUCGGGACAGGUGGAUAACCGGACUACAGGCUUUUUCCUCCUGGACUUUGACGAGGGUAUGCUGGAGGACUGGCGCUCUCUGGCCAGUAAGAAGCGCCGCGGCGGGGAGUCGCAAGAGGGGAGCGUGAAGGUGCUGCUGGUGGCCGCUUACUCUUUGAUCAUCGUGGUCUCCUUGUUCGGGAACACGCUGGUGUGUCAUGUGCUGGUGAAAAACAAGCGCACCCAGUCCGCCACCAGCUUGUUUAUUAUGAACCUGGCGGUGGCUGACAUCUUCAUCACUGUGCUCAAUACACCCUUCACCCUGGUCCGAUUUGUGAACAGCACCUGGGUGUUUGGGAGGACAAUGUGUCAUAUCAGCCGCUUUGUACAGUACUGCUCCCUUCACGUCUCCACUCUCACUCUGACUGCCAUCGCACUGGACCGACGACAGGUUAUUUUACAUCCGUUGAGACCUCGCAUGUCCCCAUCUCAAGGUGGUGUUUGGGUUGCCGUUAUCUGGAUAAUGGCCACCUGCUUCUCCCUCCCACAUGCAAUCUACCAAAAACUCCUGACUUUUACGUACAGUAAGGAGAAGGAACGCAGCCUGUGCGUCCCUGACUUCCCAGAGCCAUCAGACGUCUACUGGCAGUAUAUUGACCUCUUGACCUUCAUAUUACUUUAUAUGCUGCCACUCCUUAUCAUCACGGCCUCCUACACCACAGUCGCCUGUCGACUGUGGCGCCACAAUGCCAUAGGUGACACCACAACAGCUCAGCACGCCACCCAGAGAAGAAAGCGCCGGCGGACUUUGGCCAUGCUGCUCCUGGUGGUCGGGGUGUUCGCUGUCUGCUGGUUCCCCCUCAACUGCUAUGUGGUUCUGCUGUCCAGCCAGGCCAUCCACUCCUCCAACGCAUUGUACUUCUGCUUUCACUGGCUGGCUAUGAGCUCCACCUGUUACAACCCCUUCAUCUAUUGCUGCCUGAAUCCCACCUUUCGCCAGGAGCUCCGGCUCCUCUUUGACAUGUGCAGGAAGAGACGGAGGGCGGUGGUUGGGUUGGAGCCUGAGCGCCGCCCUGCAGCCAUCUGCGCUCCUUGUCACAGGACUGCCUGGCCGGACAACCGCGAGUCCUCGAAGCCAGGGCACGAUUUACCACACUCGGGCCACUCCACUUCACAGCAGAGUCACGCUUCUUCCAGUCAAUCCCACAACCUGAAAGAUACACAUGUGCUGUUCACUGCCAGACAGGCCCUCACAGGGAGAACUGACAUCCUCUCAGUGGAGCCCAUUGUGGCUGUGAGCUGA
Molecule: messenger RNA, 1425 nt
Organism: Toxotes jaculatrix (banded archerfish)
Lineage: Eukaryota; Metazoa; Chordata; Actinopteri; Toxotidae
Gene: gpr83
Product: G protein-coupled receptor 83
Exons: 4
Coding region: 1-1425 (474 amino acids)
Biological process (GO): neuropeptide signaling pathway
Cellular component (GO): membrane
Molecular function (GO): neuropeptide Y receptor activity
Source: RefSeq, a predicted model, not a curated record